CCGGUAAUUCCUCUCCAUCACAACCGAAACCGGCCGCGUCCGUCUCCAACUUAUCGAGUCGCGACCAAGCACCGGCUGGCAAAGCGGAGCUUCUACGCGUCGCCAUGAUUGUCGUCCGAUCCCUUUCUUUCCUUUUUUUCCUGGGACGGGUUAAAUAUAGGAUCCGGCGCAUGUAUAGAAAGCGUUCGUGUUCCUACUUCCUAUUCUUGACGAGGCGUUCGGUGUCCGCGUCGGUGUGAUCUUAACGUCGGUGGGUGUUGGAUGGCGGCACGCCAAUGUACCGACUCGUUUAGCUUCGCGUUGUCUGGACGUUGGGGUUUUCCUGCAUCGGGUUCUUGAAUUCGGGGUCGAGAUCUCAGUUGGGGUAUAAUUCGGUAGCUCCGAAAGCCGACUUCUCGGUUUGGUCUCCGGAUUCUCCUUUGACAUCGUUGCGGUCGCCGAGGAGUUGGAAUCGGAAACGGGUGUUUGUAGUUUGUCUGUUUCGGUUAUAUCCGUAAGAGGGCUCCGUCUGCUUUUGAAGAUGCCGGCCACCGCGGGUAGGGUUCGCAUGCCUGCGAACAAUAGGGUUCACAGCAGUGCAGCCCUUCAGACUCAUGGUAUAUGGCAGAGUGCGAUCGGGUAUGAUCCCUAUGCCCCCAACAAGGAUGAUGCGAAUAGCUCCGCUCCUGAUAAGGUGGCUAAGUCAGAGGUUGAGGCCGAGAAUUCGUAUACGAGCUUCCAAGAUCUGCUCGCUCUCGCCCGCAUUACUGGAUCCAAUGCCGACGAGGCCCGCGGCGCAUGCAAGAGGUGUGGCCGUGUUGGCCACCUGACGUUUCAGUGUAGAAACUUCCUGAAUAUGAAGGAUGACAAUAAGGAAAGCGUCACGGAGGCAGUGCGGGCUGCGAUCGCAUCUUUUCCUGGGUUGGAUUUGCUGAAGGGGAGUGCUAACAAGGCGAAUGGUAAGACUGAAGCAGAAAGCGAGGAGGAUAGCAAAGACGAAGACGACGAAAGUGAAACUUCGGAUUCUGAUGUUGACUUGGAGAUUGAGAGGGUAAUUGCCAAGCGUGAGGGAAGGAAGGUAAUCACAAAGGGUAGCACAGAGAGUUCAUCAAAGAAGAAGAAGAGGAGGGAUGGUUCAGAAGAUGAAGUCUCGGAUGGUGACCUGGGGGAGAGGAAGAAGAGAGGGAGGUCGAAGAAGAGAAAGAGUGGAAGGAGACGAAGUAGGCUCUCUGAGGGUGAUGAAGUUAGAAGAAAGAGAAGGAAGGGGAGGACGAUGAAGAGGGACGAGUCCUCAGAUGAGGAGGAGCAUCAACGAAGGCAUAGGAAGAGUAAGAAGGAUGAAAGGGGGAGAAAGAGUCAUAGAUAUGCAGAUGAAUCAGGUGAUUCUGACAGGAGGCGCAGGCAGAGGAGCUGGAAGGUAGCUGCGACUUCUGAUUCCCAAGCAAGUAGCUCGGACGACUCGCGUGUUGGAAGGGAUAGGAAGCGAUCUGCCAAGAGUAGCAGAAGACACCGCCAUGAAGAGGAUGACUCUAACUAAGAUAUAGGUAAUGACUUGUACUCAGCUAUUUAGUCAAAUUACCGAGAGUGGGACUGUGCCGUGCAGCCCCACCUGACGCCGAGUGGAAGACUUCUAUGUUGUAGAACGUCUUUCUAUACUAGAAUGUAAUUGAAGUGCCAACUAUAGAUAGAUGUGUUUCUUUGUGAACGAGAAAUGAUGAGGUUACUUCGCUUCAAGAAAGCUACCUUUUUCAUCCUUUCAUUCUGUUAAUGAAAGCUUACUAGAAGAUCUGUCUAUUAGCUAUGUCAAUAUUUGAAUAAAAAGAUAGUGCCAGUUGGUGCA
Molecule: messenger RNA, 1819 nt
Organism: Eucalyptus grandis
Lineage: Eukaryota; Viridiplantae; Streptophyta; Magnoliopsida; Myrtales; Myrtaceae
Product: CAX-interacting protein 4
Exons: 1
Coding region: 521-1516 (331 amino acids)
Molecular function (GO): nucleic acid binding; zinc ion binding
Source: RefSeq, a predicted model, not a curated record